UUUACUACCGCCAAAAUCCAAUUAUCCUCCUAGCACAAAUAAUUCUACUGCAAAAGUUGAUUCAGAUGAUAAAACCAACGCAUAUAUCAUUUCCACUCGACUACCUUCACUUCCAUCAGAUCCAAAUGUAAAUAAUUCAACAUCUGCUGGUACUGCCGCUGGCGCUGCUACUGUUACCACUUCUACUGCCACUCCUCAUCCAAUGAAUAAUAAUUCAUUAAUUUCUUCAUCAAUCAUUGAAGGUUAUGUAGAAAAAGAUGGUUUUCUCUAUGAUGGUAAUCAAUCGAAAGGAUUUGUUUUGAAUCAAUUGUCUGCUGCUACUUCACGUUCACGUUCUACUUUAAUUUCAGCUUUACAAUCUGGUGGUGGUCGUACAUCAAUCAACUCCCGAAGUCGAACUGAUGAUCGUUUACUUACUAGCAAUAAUAAUAACAAUAACAAUAAUAUUCCACGUCCUCUAUCACCGAAUACUUUGGAAGCUAAAGCUAGAGCUCGAUCAAUUGCUGCAACAAAUGCUGCUAGAGCAUCCGUUGCGGCUAGACGUGCACGAUUUGAACGUGCUCUGCUGGAACAACGUGUACGCUCAUUGAAAUCACAAUUUUGUUCACGUAAACGUUUAAUAUUUAAUUUGGCUAAAUCACUUGCUGAUAUUGCUGUCAAUGAAAUUAAAGGAGCUCAACAAAUCAACAAAGCAGAGAAAUCUAAUGAAAACUCUGCCAACAAAACAUUGGAACAAUCCACAUCAUCAACGCAUCAUCAUCAUCAUCAAACAGACGAAAAAUUAAUUCACCAGAAAAAUCGAUUGAAUAAAUCAUCAUCAACAUCAUCGUCUUCAAUAUUAGGACAGAAAAAGAAAAUUGGACGUCCAUCUAAAAGCAACAGUAUCAUUGCUACUACUACUACUACUACUACUACUACUACUACUACUACUACUACAAAUAGUAGUAACAAAAAGAAUGAUGUUUAUCAUAAACGAACAAAACGAAAAAUCAUCAGUCCAACACGUUCGUCGUCACCGUCAGCAUCCCCAUCCCCGUCAUCAUCAUCUGCAUCACAUUCUAGUGAUGAUGAAAAUAAAAAUCCUAAUUUAAUUGAUAAACAUUCGAAAAAGAAAACGAAGAAGAAGAGGCAGAAUAUUGACAAUAAAACCAAUUGGACAUUAAACACUGAUAAUCAAUUAUUGGCCAAUAAUCGUAUUCCACGUAAAAGUGCAUUAAAUCAUGAAUUUAUUAAAUCUACACCGAAACAUCAUCAACAAGAGCAACAUAACACUCCAACUCUUCUAAUGAAAAUGUCAAAAUCAAUACAGUCCAGCAAGAAAAAAGUUGAUUUAACAACACCAACAACUGGUAAACAUCGUUUCACAAUGAAACAAUCAAAUAAAUUAUUGACAGUUAAUCACAAACAUGAUCAUGACGAUGAUGGUGAUGAGGAUGAUGACGUUGAUAGUCACACAAUGACUGGUAGUUCUUGUUCAACUCCAAGUACAUCACCUGGCCUGGGGGAUAAUUAUUAUGAGGAAGAAGAGAAUAGUAGUCAUUGGCGACGAAAAUCAACGGUUAGUUCUUGUGAAUAA
Messenger RNA from Schistosoma turkestanicum, 1576 nucleotides. NCBI's taxonomy places the organism in Eukaryota, Metazoa, Platyhelminthes, Trematoda, Strigeidida, Schistosomatidae. The record is from the annotation of a GenBank genome assembly.